CGACUUCAGAAGGAGCAAAAACGCCGAGAGAGCAAACGUGCCAAAGUCCGUCAAGAUGAGUACCGGAAGGAGUGCAUAGUUAAAACCUUUCCAAAAACAAAGCAAGACUUUGACGCACUCUAUGCUCAGGUGCAGAUGUGGAAAGAAAACGAAUUAAAGCAGAUUUGUGAGAAAUAUUCAGGUGCCCCUAAAAUCGCCGAAAUGAACAUGUUGCUCGACAAAGAAGUUCAGCUACUAAAUGGAAUUGAGCGGCAGCGACAAAUACUGCAAGAAGAAGCGAAGAAAGUGCGCAAUGAACAAAUUUUGAAAAAGCUCGGUGACCCUGUGAAAUGGGUCGGCUAUAACAGCUUGAUUAUUCAAAUGGAUACGUUGAAGAAUCAGAGAGCGCGGUAUUUAUCGAACUACUACCGAAAGAUGGCAGACGAAACACUAGGGACCCAUGAGCGGAUUACGCUUCUUAAUCGCCUUUCCGAUGUCAUCGCCAAAGAGGCACAUCCAGCAGUGGAUGAGUUGGAAACAUUAAUAAAUCGAGAAAGAGAAUUACUUUUAUGUAAUGUUAAGGAGGCAGGACUGGAUUUGCUUCGGAAGCGUCAAUUGCCACCAUUAUUGGAUAUUAUUUUAACGGAUGCAACAGAGGAUGACGACAAAAAGAAGCUAAAUACACGACUUUGCAAGAAAUGUAGCCGAGUGCGACCGACAGCAAAAUUUCCGUUGGAUACGCGUCAAACAUCAGCUAGCAUUUGCGAGCGAUGCAUUGACCUUCAAGGACCGGCCGUUGAUAUAGCAAUUUAUCGUUCAAUACUAAGAUCAAUACGACGGGAUGAGAAAAAACGUGGUGCCCUUUCAUCAUUUGCGUUCAUAAUUCAAGAUAACGACAUCAAACACAUUGUGGAGAAUAUCUGGCAUGGUCAUUCGGCUAUUUCCUACGCGACCAAUCGAGCUGAACUGCGGCUUCCUCGGUGGGACAUAGCUAACGAUUGGGCACCGUGGAAUUGUAUAUGCCUGACAGAAAGUGAAGCUAGAGCACACUUGAAGAUUGUCAACCUGGAGCUUUAUUAUGAGAAGAGCAUCAUACAGAACAUAAAGAACAAACAUGCGCUAUCUAAAUCUGCAUUCAAGCAGUUGCGGGACAUUGAUCAAGUGUUCGUUGAAUCCGGAACCUGGUGGCAAGUUGGGUUGGGUGGAAGUAAUAUUGAAAAUUAAAAUUGAGUAAGAAAACCCA
Messenger RNA from Aedes aegypti (yellow fever mosquito), 1222 nucleotides. Its product is annotated as IQ and ubiquitin-like domain-containing protein. Gene Ontology annotation, biological process: cilium assembly. The transcript has 4 exons. Lineage: Eukaryota; Metazoa; Arthropoda; Insecta; Diptera; Culicidae. Bases 136 to 1203 code for a protein of 355 amino acids. Gene Ontology annotation, cellular component: acrosomal vesicle; motile cilium. The record is from RefSeq and is a predicted model, not a curated record.